GGCUGACCGGAUCGUUUGACUGAAAAGAAUACCGAGUUAGAGCAAGAACUGUGUUUACCAAACACAACCACGACAGGUUGGGAGUUCAUACAAUGGUUUCACUGCACGCAAUUAAGAGUUGGUGUUCUUAUUGAAUCUUUCCUGGACGGAUAAUGGAACGAGAUACCACAGAUGAAAAAGACACACAUAAGAACAUACAGUUGUAUGGCAACGUUUCGCCCUCACAAUGGGCUUUAUCAAUUCAAACGGAGAGUGAUUUCCUGUUUGAUUUUUGUGACAGUGGUAUAAUGGACUGUGGCAAAGGUGGGGGUGUACCCAUUCCUAGAGGCCCAGGAAACAGACCCACACAGGCUCACCACUUCCCAGAUCUCUCCACGAUGACCCUUCAAUUGGAUGACCACAGUCCAGUCCCAAGCCAGCAGUCAGGCACUAUCUUGGGCCCUCAGUGGGACAGCAACAUUAAUUUUUCCACUCCACUAUAUCAAGACAAUAGAGGUCUUUCCCCAAUUGGGCCAAACUCUCCAUCCUUGUGGCCACCACAGUCAAUGGACCUGGACCUCGACAUGAAACUAGAGGAUCUGGAUAUCAAACUGGAGCCAUUAGAUGAUUUGCUUGGUGUUGAUGAUUUUCUACCAGGUCACACACUUGGCCUAAACUCAACAGAUGAUGCUCUACUUGAUGACGUGAAUUUUGACGAUUUUCUCAUGCCUGAACAGUUUUCCAGUUCAGGAUUGGAACAACCAAAUUCACCCCUCACUAUGGUAACAGUACAUCCUGAUGAUGUAAUGGGUGACAAGGGAUAUUUCACACCAACAUUCUCCAGUUCUCAAUAUAUAUCUUCAGUAACCCAGCCAGUUAAAGCAGAGAGUACAUCAUUGUUCUCUUUGCUUGCUUCAUCGUUUCCUCCUCAGGGUGGUGGUUGGCGUGACCCACUUCUUACAUCAUCAUCUGUUCCAGGUCAGCAGGUCAGCAGCCAGCUAGGAAGCAUAGAAGAAUGCCCAGGAUCCAACCAACAACAGAAUGUGUCUCAGCAACCUCAUAGUUUGAAUACAUCAUCAAAUUCUACAUCAGCUCUUCAGGAAUUACUUUUGCGUUCACCUUCCACCCCACUAUCUCCCCACAGCGUAUCUUCCCAACAGGGUGUACCAUCACCCCAAGAACCUUCCUUGGGUCAGUCCGUUCCACGGCCUACUUCACUUUCAGCUGCCAAUCCUCUGCUUUCUGCUCGGCUUUCAUCUUCAGCACCAUCUCGUAACUUUUCUUUAGAACAAGCAUGGCAAAGAAGAGAGCCAAGACAACAUCUCUUGUCAACUGGGUCUUUGGCAGAGGAAUUUGGUGGUUCUGCAUCAUCUCUCAGUACAGUUGGGGGUAUUCUGUCUCCAGGUGGUCAUGAUCUCUCCAUAGAUGAAGGCAUCGACUCAGAUGAUGAAUCAGAGAAUGAACACUAUGAUUCUGAGUCAGAUAAUGACUCAGUAGUGAGUGAAGACACAGGCAGCAUCUCAAGCUCUCUGGGAAAAAAGGAAAGAUACUUUUGGCAGUACAAUGUCCAGGCAAAAGGACCCAAGGGACAACGUGUCAGCAUUAACCAACAGCAGCGUGACCCUCACAGUUUGCCGACAAUUAUGGAUCCUGUCUUUUCUCCUCUCUGCUCUAUCCAGGGGAUCAAACACAGCUUAUCUCUAACCCACAGUGGAAAGGCCCGUAGGGGUGAUGGGAAUGACCUGACCCCCAAUCCUCGUAAAUUAGUCAACAUUGGCCGUGAACUUGAGAAACUCAAUAAGACAAUCAAUGAUAUGACUCCAGUGUCUGAACUCCCAUUCAACGUGAGGCCUAAAUCACGAAAGGAGAAAAAUAAACUGGCAUCACGAGCUUGUCGUCUAAAGAAAAAAGCCCAACAUGAAGCAAACAAGAUUAAGCUCUAUGGCCUGGAACAAGAGCAUAAGGGUUUGAUUAGCAUGAUUGAUGAAGCAAGAUCAUCACUAAUAAGAAAAGUGGAGCUGGGAGGAAGUGGUAAUCUCUGCAAUUAUAUAUCUCCAGUCGGACAACUCCAGUGUUCUCCCAGUACCCCUCCCCAGAACCCACAGACACACAUAUCACAGCACCUGGAAAAGCUUGUCAAGAUUAGAAACAAGCACAGGAUUGCUGGCCACACGACAGAAUUUGUCAACCGAGUUAUCGAGAACUGUCAAAAUGGAGACUCAAAUGGCGGCUUAAAGGAAAUCACCGAAGCAUUUAACAACAACUAUCUGGCAGUCAGUCCGCCAUCUGGUGUCAGCAUUGGUGGUUUUUCACCUCACUGAAAGCUUCCCAACCUCAUGGAGAAAUUUGGCAUGUUGCAGUAAAAGGUGCUGAUUAAUACCCUUCAAUCUGGCACCUUCAUGAAAGAGCAAAGAUAUCCCAGACUUUAAAAUAUAGUACUUUAUAAUUUAUCAUUAACCCAUGACUCUUCGUUGUUCAAGAUAGCUUAGAGAUGCACCAGAUGCAGUUCUUCACAGGGAAACUGUGAAUCAUCUUGUACAAUACUCCUUAGCCAUACUUAUAGCACUUCCAGUGGCUUAUAAGCAUACACAGAAUAGCGUUCUGUGGAAAACAAGAUCAUGAACUAAAAUCAAGCAAAAAUUAACCUUUUUCUUACCCGGAGACGUUGCGCACCAUCAAUAGGUGGUGAUAAGGUAAGACUAGGCAUGCUCUAUUAGAAGAAGAUAGGGUUAGCCAAGCUUAGCUUUCCCGCAUGAGACAUAGGCUGUGACAGUCAGAGGAAUGAUUGAAUUGCUACAAAAUAUGGAAUGUAUGUUUGUUGUUAGUUUUAGGCACAUAUAGUAUAUAUCCAAUGGGCAGUAUAUUACUCAAAAUUUUAUUUUUGUUGAUUGCAGUUAUAUUUUUUGAUACUGACAGUUUUGUGAUACUGACAGCACUAAAAGGAAGAGUAAAACAAUCGUCAAUUUUAUUUGACGAUUGUUUUUUAUUUUUAUUUAGCCCUGCCCUCAUUCAGGAGCUGGUGUUUUAUUUAGUUAUCUGUUCCAUUAUUUUCAAUUUCAUCAACAUUUCUGAUCUUGCUUCCUUACAUAUUUCUUUCUUGGUUGUUAUCCAAGGGUGUAAAUGUGGUAGAGCAGACUGAAAGACCAACUCAACCUGACUAUACAGUAGAUGGGAGUUAAAUGAUUAAUCAAAUCUCUUAAAUAUAGAUUAAUAGUAGUGCCCUCAUAAUUUACAGUUGCAUGUACAUGUUGCUGUUUAUCUGGUUAUGAAUACUUUUUACAAGUACAUGUUUCCAGGUAAAUUUCACAUAAAUGGAAAAUAAAACAGGUGAAAGAAUCUGUAUGUUUUCAUAUCGGAGACUCUUCUUCAGCAGAUGAGGGUCUAUGAAGCCAAAAUAUACAGAUCCCUUCCACAAGGGAUUUUAUUUUCUGUCCCACUACAUUACAUUCAAGGGAGAAGCACUAAUUCUAUAGGCAUCAUGCAGCACCUGAGAAAUGGGAGGCAAUCAGGCUUGAUCUAAGAAAAAGGACGAUAGAUUCAGUUACCUGUCCAUUGAUCACAAUACUUUUAUUGUAACUGUUAUUUGGAUUUACAAGUGUGAUUGAAUCACUUAAUAAUCAAGUACCAUAUAUUAAGCUACUGCUCUAGUUUUUCUGAUUUUUCAGUUACACCCCUGGUUAUAUCUAAGCAAAUUUUAAUAUUUUUUUAUGUAAUGUUAUUUUUAAUAAUAUUAUUAUGACUUCUGAUUUUUUGAUAUUCGUUUUAUUUUCAAGGAUUUUUCAGAAAUCUAGUUAGGAUUGUUGUUUGAUCUUUGCUAUUGAAAUGUGGCAAGAUAGUCUGUUGCUGAAAUGUGAGGAAAUUAUUGUGUCAUGCUUGAAAUGCAGUGGCAUGUGAUAUAUAAAUGCUGAUAGAUUUAUUGUCAUUCAUGAUAUUCCUCUUAUAAAUAUACAGACUAGCUGGAUUAGUCAGUACUGUCAGAUUGUAAUUCUUCAAAGUAAAUACCAAGAAAAUGAAUGGACAGCAUUUACUUGAAAUAAAUAUAUUCUUGUAUUUUGAGUUUUUGAUCAACAUAACACUAAGUUUUAAAAGUGCUUGAGUAAUAUAUACUGCCCUGAGGUCCACCAACGCUUGUUCAUUUGGUUAAUAUUGUUGCCAUUGUGGAAAUGUUGUGUAUUAAAGAGUCAAGUGAUAGCAGGAGCUUACUCCUCUUUCAUAUAUUAUAUACAUUAUUAUUAUAUACAUUUAUUUUUGUUGCAGCUUUGGUGUUUUGUUGAUAUAGGCUACAACCUAUUUUUAGUUAAGAAAGACUGGUGGUGUGUAGCAUUCCUGCUGGUUGGUAUUUAUAAGUAAUUUUAAGGUAAUAUUAACUAAGACUUUAAAAAUGCAAAAGCAACAGUGUAUGUUUAUGUGCUAGUAGAGGACUUGCCAUAUCUCCUUUAAUUUGUAUUGUUUUCCAAAAAAAAAAAAAAAAAAAAAAAAAAAAAAACUAUUUCUCAAAUGAAUUAAUGGAAUAUAAUAUUAUGCAGUUUGUUCAACAAUGUUGACACUGAGCCUGUUGAGCUGUCUGCAAGCUAUAAAGGAAACUUAUAACAACAUAUUCAUACUAGACUACCUCUACUUUCAAUUUCUAUUACAUUUAGAUAGAGAUCCACUAAAAUAAUUGGUUAAGCAUAUGACAAGAAAAUUAUAACUUAGAUUAUAAUAAUUAUUAUUACAAUUAUCUGAGUCAUGGGGAUGGAUAAAACUCAAGGAAUACACAGUGCCUGAAGAAUGCAAUGUAAUUAAGUUUGAUCCUAGGAAAAAGGAGGGUAUCCCCAAUUCCUUUGCUCAGUUGUUAUUCAAUACAAAGUAACUUUCAUUCUUGAAGAAAUAAUGAAAGGACAAUAUAAAUUCAGUGACAGUGCUUCAAACAACCUUGAACUCUGCCAGCCACUAAAAGUUUCUUGGCAUAAUUCACCUCCUUCAAUAAAAAUUUAAUGUGUUAGUCAGGAAAUACAUCCCCCUCCCCCUCAGCAUUUUCUUACCACAAAGAAUAAAAAAAGACAGUACCAUGAUUGGAACAAUACACACAUAGGAGAUUGAACUUAGGACAUCAAAAGUUUCAGUCUCCUGCCUAUGGGUUAUCUGUGUAUUUUCUUACCACAUUGACUGUCUCCCACCAAAGCAUUUUGGGUGACUAAAUGCUAAAGAAAAUUGGACCAUCCUUGUUACUCCAUGGAAUCUAGUGUACUUUAAAGAAAAGACACACUUUUGGCAGUCUUACUUUGUUUCAUACAUUUUGUACUGUAUAGUCUUUGCUAGAUCAAAUUUAGAGUGCUCUAAAGAAAUUGACAAAGAGGACUAUUUUCUUCUACCAAUUUGAGACUUUCUUUUCUUUCUAUGCUAGAUGGUAAAUAUAUUUGGGAGAGUUUGUAAAAAGGAAAUUAUAAAUAAAUAUAGGAAAGAGCAAGGAGAUGAGAGUAACAAAAAAUUUAAGUAAGAAAAGAUUGGCUAUCAGAUUGGAAGGAGGAAGUGAAUGUGUUCAGAUAUUUGAUAGCAGACUUGUUGGUGAAUGGGUCAAUGAAAGAUGCGAGCCGUAAAAUUGACGAGGGGGAAGAAAGGUGGGUGGUGCACCGAAGCAUCUGUGGAGACUAGGAACCUUAUCCAUGGAUGCAAAAAUGGGAAUUUACUAGAAUAUAGUGGUAUCAACACUCUUAUAUGGGUGUGAAGCAUGGAUUUUAAAUGUUACAGAGGAGGUACGUAUCUGUAAUGGGGGAAGGAGACGUAGGGGGUCAUCCUAGGAAAAGCUGAAGGGAGGGGGUGUAAAGGAGGUUUUGUAUGUGAGGGGAUUGAACAUCCAACAGGCAUGUGUGAGCAUGUUAAGAGUGGAGGAAAGUAGUUUUUAUGACUUGGCUUGCUGUUGAAAUGUGAGCAAGGUAGCACUUAUGAAGUUUCAGGGAAACUGGUUAGUCAGACCUGAGUCCUAGAGGUGGAAAUAUCAUGCCUUCAUUCUGAAGGAGGGGUGGAGAUAUUGCAGUUUGGAGGGUCCUCUUAACCUGUAGUGUCAGCACUCCUUGGGCAAACGGUGAUGGAGUAAACAAUAGUGAACGUUUCUUCGCUUUCGGGUCACCCUACCACGGUGGGACAUGGCCAGUGUUAAAAAAAAAAAAAUAAAAGAUAGUUUUUGCAAGUCACUAUACUGUUGUCCAUUGGUUUAUGAAAUAGAUGUGUUCCUGGCCCAGUGCACAGAAUGAACCCAGUUUAACAUAACACUUAACUUUUGUCAUUCGUACGGUAACUGUUCCACUGUAUUGAAUAUUUAUUGUAAAUGUAUAAAAAAUACACAUGCAACAUUAGGAAACUUUAUUAGGAUAUGUUUCAGUCACCAGGAAUUUUAUUAAUCCUAUAGUUAAAAUUGAUAUACAUACUAACUCCUGUGAGCAAAAUGUAUCCUAAUACAAGUUCCCUAAUACUGUACAUGUCUUAUACAUUUGUCAGUAUAUAUCUUUUGUGAUACAUUCAUUGUAAAGAUAAAAGAAGCUGUCUAGAAAUGCACAAAAAAAAAAAUAAACAUAUCUUGUACAAGUUUUCACAAAUGCAAGGUUUCACUGUGAUGAAAACAUUCAGAACUGAAUUAUCAUUCACUUCAUGUAAGGUGAAAUAAUGCACAACAUUUACUUAGUCUUUUUGGGUAAGAUUUUUUUUAUACACAUUCAAGGGCAAGUAUCUUAAAUUCAGUUUUUAAAGUAUGCUGUGUAUACAGUUUGGUAAUAAUUCUAAUUUACAUUUUUCUCAUAAUUUCAUAGUGAAUUAAAAGGUCUAUAGUUACUCCCCUUAGCAUAUUAUAAUUAGCAUUACUUUAUUUCCCCUUCAUAUUUCUUGACUAAAUACAUAUCUUAAUUAUACAUUUUAUCCAUGAGGAAGCACUAAACCCAUAGAGGUCAUACAAUGCCUGGUGAAUGGGAGGUCAUCAGGUUUAAUCCAAGGAAGUGUAGGGUAGGUCCAAUUCCUUGAAUCAAGAGCUUCUCAUCAGCAUCAAGGCAUCAUUUUUUUUUUUUAGUAUAUUUGCUCAUUACUUUUUUUUACCUUAGUGGUCGUCUCCCACCAAGGUAGGGUGACCCAAAGACAAAAACACAAUCAUCAUUCAUGCAAUUGCUGUCUUUCCAGAACUGUGCUAAUCACAAUUUAGGUAACUCUCCAAAUGCAACAGUGCGACAUUAUUCCUCGUACUAAACACACUCAUGGUGGCUGCUGCUGCUAAUGCUGUUGCUACUACUACUACUACUACUACCACCACUCCUAUUACUGCUUGCCUCCUCACUUUCUUACUAUCCCUACUUAAUUUUAUUCACUGGAGUGUACCAAUGCCAAUAAGGACUGUUGAUCCUUCCCUCUUCCUUGAAUCACACCCAAUUACCUCCCAAUAUUAAAAGCACUGUAUGACCUUUAUGGGUUUAGCGCUUCACUAGUCCUUAAAGCCUAUUGGGUUAAUUAGGGGUAUAUAAGCACCAAUUCAAAAUACCUGCAUUUAUGAAAUUCAGAUAUAAAGUUUAAGUAAAGAGAAAAUAAAAGUUAAUUCCUCUGAGAGCAAUUAACUCUUCCAAAAAAUUUAUAAAUACUCUCAAUAAUAAACUAUAAUUUAAGAGCUCUGGAACUUGACUGGCAACUGGUACAGAUAUAUCAAUAGAAAUUGUGUUAAAUUUGUAGAUACAUGCCAACAUAUAUCUUCCACACAGCUCAAAUACACACCGACAUCUUGACACCUGGGAUAGAGGGGGGGAGAGGGGUAACAAAAACACCUUUACAACUCCAUGCUGCACAGAUGUACAUACAUAUAUGUAUUCAGUUUUAAUUCAUCUAUGACAUGUGCAGAUAAAUGCUACAGUUUAUAUAAUGCAACAUGUUAUAGUUAUUUACAGCAAAAUCGUUACUACUGCAACACAAGGCAUAACUCGCAAUAUUAAUUACGACAAAAAGGACGUACAAGUCUUAUACGAUUACCUCUGAAUAUCUACCAUAUACCAGCAUUCAUAACAGUUUAAAAUGGAAAAAUAAUAAUAAUGUCACUGAGCUUCUAUUUCUGACUUAAGGAAUUGGGCAGAUUGUUUAUAAAGCUUUUCAGCUUUUGUUUUUAUAUCAGAUGUCAUGCAUAGCAAUUACAAAGAAAGCUUUUUGUUUGUCAUAUGAAAUAUUUACAGGCAUACAUUUGGUCAUAAUUUGUACGAGUUUUGCACUUCAAAAUGUGCAAAAUAACUUUUUAUGCUCUGUUCUUAAGUUAUGACAUUUUGUGAUGUUGACAGUAAGGAGGAACUAGUUUCUCUCUGGCUUGCAAUUUAUUCAUAUAAACUUAUGAAGUUAUAUGUAAUUUAUAGUAUUAGCUACCUUGCUAGUUUUCUAUACAGGAGGCCCCCAACAUACAAACAGUAUUACAAACAUCCACAUAAACACAUUACUAACCAGUUUUAUUUUUACAACAGCUUGUCUAUCUUACCAACAUGUGAUACUUAGCUAUUGUUAACGACAGGUGGCAAAAGGCUUGCAACUUUUUAAGACAUUUUCUGAUGUCCAUUCAUAGUUUCAAUGACAUCAGUGAAAGUCUAAAGAAUUUGGAAGUCUUUCCAACUUGCUAUGAAUUAUUUUUCUUACAAGCUAAAUUUUUAUAUAACCAUCUUUUGUAUAUUGAAGAAUAGACAGAGCUGAAAAACAAGCAUUUAUUGCCCUGCACCUGUGUUUUUUGUUUAUUGCUGUUAGGACUAUGGCUAUCCCCCUUCAUUUGUAAUUUGAAACACCAGGAAGGCAACUCGUUUGCACACUAGCGUUCCCCUGUAUCUACUAUCUGUGAUCUUUGAAUUUUGCACAUAGAAAUUAGUGAUACCCCUCCAAGUGUUUAAGACCCUCAUUUAACUGGUCAUAUUGUUUAAUUGAAAACACGGAAAACAAUGUGAUAGUAUAAAAAGUAGUUGCAAUAUAUUCAAAUAUAACUUCAGUAUACACUCCUCUCGCCUGCUCCAGCUCACCUCUUUCAUAUGUCAUUCUUUGCACAUUUUCCUCAUUUUUAUUUAAUUCACUUCUACAGAUUGGCAUUCUAGAUAUAUACCAACAUAGAGUACACAAAAAAAUUAUAACCAUGCACCACUGUGAAUAAUAUUAGCAAUGGGUGCAUAAAACAUGACUGCCACUCCCUAUCUAUAUGUACCUAGAAAUCAAUAAAUGCCCUUAAAGAAAGGAGUGACACUGUAUAACCUUUCAUUGAAAGGCCAUAGAAAAAAUAACUGUACCAUUAGGCAGGCUAAAAAUAAAUGAGAUUGUAAAUUUUCAAGAAGUAUUCAGAAUAGCAGCCUUAAGAGCAGCUUAGAAUAAAGAAAAGUGGAAAUAUAAAAAGAAAAAACAGCACAUAAAGAUACAGUUACUAAAACAAAUCUGUGUAAAUAGAAUAAGAUAAUUUUUUAAGUUGUUCCAGCAGAAGUAAAUUUAUUAUGAUGUAAAUAUAUCAGAGGAUUAAGAAUAGUAAAGGUUUUAUCAAAAUAAAAGAAUGUAUCCAGCUGGAUGUUUUACUUACAAAUAAAUUUUGUCUAGUGCAAGUUGUUCAGUAGCACCGGUAAGAUCUCUAAAUGUAAAUUAUUGGCAGAAUUGAUAUAAAUACUGUACAUGUUUAAGGCAAAGAAAUGUUUAUGUAGAGUGUCACAGAUUAGGAGACCUGGAAAUAGCGCAAACAAAACAAUUUUAAGAACACCUCAUGUCUCUGGAAGUGCAAAAUGUAUAGCCAAAAGGUUCACAGUUUUAAAUUACUAGCAUUAACGAUUAUUUGAAGUACACUGUUGUGGAUUUUUUGAUGCAGAAGCAAUUAGCCAAUUGUAGAUACAGUGGAAUCUCGACUUAUGAGUGUCCCAACAUAUGAGUUUUUCAAGAUACGAGCCAUCGCUCGGUCGAUUUUUUGCUCUAAGUUACGAGCCAACAUCCAAAUUACAAGCAAGCUUCCCCCGCUUCCCCCUCAACCCACAACCCACACACCUCACUUGUUUAUCUAUGAUUUCAUGCUUUAAUUCCAUGGACAUCAUCCUCUUUUUCUUCUCAGCACUGUCCUUUGCACUUACUUUCUCAGGACCCUUGGUUAGAAAAAAGAAAUUUGGCAAAAUAACUGCACAAACUGCAAGGAAAACAUGAGAGAAAUGCUUCCAUGGCAAGGUAAACAUUGCACUGAGUUGGCAGCAUUCUGAAGCUCCUCAUUAUUAUAAUUAUUAUAAUAAUUAUUAUUACUAUUAUUAUUAUAAAGUGUAGCAUUAAGAGUGUAGCAAGUAAAUCACUAUUUCUUUACCUUCUCUAUGUUUUAUGUUUUUAUACAAUACUUCUUAUUUAUAAAUACAUUGUUUCAGUGUUUUCCUUAUGAAACUAGUGAUCUAGUGCAGUUAGCCUCACAAACACUCCGUUUUCUCUUAUAAUAAGAGCAUGGGAAGAUAUGGUCAGAGCGGGAGCGGGAAUGGCCGCUACCACUAGUCACAUACUGUAAUGACAUUUUAUUCAUUCUAGAGUAUAUAUCAUGUUUCUAUGUUAUUUAUAUUGUUUAUUAUGUUAUAUUGGAUGAAUUGUGAUAGAUAAAUAAUCUGUAGAGUUGAUAUUAGCAUCAUACUGAAGUAUUUUGUCCUACCUCCCAAGAGCAGGAAUUCUACUGGAAUGGAUUAACCCGUAAACGGUCCAAACAUAUACACUGUAUAUACGUUUUUUCAACAUUUGAAAGUAUGUAAAAAAAAGUAGAUCUUCUUUUUGUUUUUCUACAUUUGAAAAUGUGUAAAAAACUUUGAUCAACUUUAUUUUUUUUUGUUAUAUUUGAAAAUAUGUAAAAAAAACUUUGAUCUACUUUUGUAGCACUACACAUGUGAACAUAGAUCUGCUUGGACCGUUUACGGGUUAAUGGCAUUUCAGUUAAUUUAAAUGAGGAAAAUUGAUUUGAUAUAUGAGCAAAUUGAGUUAUGAGCUAGGUCAUGAAAUGGAUUAAAUUUGUAAGUCGAGGUUCCACUGUACUUUAACAAUAGGAAAUUAUGAAACAAAUGGAGGAAUGCCCAUUAAUAAUAAUAUCAAAUUAAGCACUAAACACAAAUGGGUCAGGAGUACCUAUACAGAUUUGUCAGGUAAUUAAAAAUCAUGGUGAAAAUGUUUUACUGUCGUGGACAAAUAAGUAAAGUUCAACAGUAAAACUUGCUAUUUAUAUUUCUGAAUGAUUACAAAGACAAAAGUUGAUUACUUAACAAAAUAUAUAUGAGCAUUCAGGUCAACAAAGUGAAUAAUAAACUUUAAUUAGCAAUUGUACUACUCUAAAUGUUCUGAAAUGAAAAGGAAGUACAUAGUAAUGAAAUAGCAAUUGUGCAGAGUUAAAAUGGUCUUUAUUAAAAAUUAUGCACAGUUGAGAAUGUUAAUUGAUAAAUAUAAAAUUGAACAUGCACAUGUAAAUUAUAGAUAUAUUUGACAGAAAAGAAUAAUUUAAGAUAGUUUCUCAAACUGAAGAAAUAAAAAUUGAAAGGCAAUGUGAUAUGUAUAUAAAGAAAAAAGUGGUACCUGACAUUGAGGACUGAAUUCAUGUAACCAAGCCUUUUAUAAACAGGUUUUUGAAAAGCCUAACUUUUCCUUUGAAACGAAUUCCUGUUUAUAUUUGACGUGACUCUUUCUAUAACAUUAUAAAUGGCAUCUCAGAUAAUCCUUUGCAUUUGAGAAAGCACUAAAUGGCUACAGAAUGUAUUAUUUCCAGAGACUCAAAUCUUGUACAUAGACAUCAUGGCAUGAGGAGCACGUUGUCAUCUUACUUUUGGUACUGUAGCUAAAUAGAUGAAUACUGAGACACUUGGACAACAUUUGGGAAUCUUUAUUGUGAAACAUUUUGCCAGCCAGUGGCUUCUUCAGUCCAAUACAAAGAAGAAUGGUGAAAGAUGAGGAGUUUGAGGUAAUCAAUCUCUCAGCCUGGAGUCAUUGUGUUCAGUCCAUCUAUCUUGAGAAAUGUACAUUUUUCAUGAUGGAUGGACUGAACACAUCAGUUCUAGGCUGAGGGACUGAUUACUUCAAACUCCUCAUCUUUCACCAUUCUUCUCUGUACUGGGCUGAAGAAGCCACAAUAAAGAUACCCAAAUGCUGCAUAAGUGUCUCAUUCUUCAACUUGUUGCUUUUCUAAAUCAUUUACAUCAUGAUAAGUAAGACACAUGCAACUUAUCAACUUGGCAGUACAUACUGCAUACCAAUAUCAUAUUCACAUUUACAUCAUAGCUAAAUACAUAACUUUAAUAUUUAACUACAUUACUGCGAGGUAGUUGAAUAUAAUUACUACAUAUAAAUAUAUGCAACUAGGUAGUAGGUUGGUAGACAGCAACCGCCCAGGGAGGUACUACCGUCCUGCCAAGUGAGUGCAAAACGACAGCCUGUAAUCGUUUUACAUGAUGGUAGGAUUGCUGGUGUCCUUUUUUCUGUCUCAUAAACAUGCAAGAUUUCAGGUACGUCUUGCUACUUCUACUUACACUUAGGUCACACUACACAUACAUGUACAAGCAUAUAUAUACAUACCCCUUUGAGUUUUCUUCUAUUUUCUUUCUAGUUCUUGUUCUUGUUUAUUUCCUCUUACCUCCAUGGGGAAGUGGAACAGAAUUCUUCCUCUGUAAGCCAUGCGUGUUGUAAGAGGCGACUAAAAUGCCGGGAGCAAGGGGCUAGUAACCCUUCUCCUGUAUAUAUUACUAAAUGUAAAAGGAGAAACUUUCGUUUUUCUUUUUGGGCCACCCCACCUCGGUGGGAUACGGCCAGUGUGUUAAAAGAAAGAAAGAAGUAUAUGCAAACAGUUAUAUUUAACUACAGUACCUACAUAAUUAUUAUAUAUCUAACUACCUUUAUUACACUUAACCACGGGCUCACCACUGAAGCCAGGAUAAAAUUGCAGUCGUUUAUUACUCCACACCUCGUUUAGGGGGUUGUCAUUGGGAACUGAUAGGCUUUAAUUCAAUGUUUUUUCAAGCUGUAUCUUGCACAUUACUUUCUGAUACUGACAUGAUAAAACUUGCUAACAUAUUUGCUAAAAUAUUCCAAAUCAUCUCGUAUGACAGAUUUCCUAUUAAGGUUUAUGUACUGAAAUAUAGUUUACAGAUAGGAGUCAUUCAAGGAAUGUUUUUUUUAUUAUUCUAAUGAAUAAGUGUACAUUAUAACAUUUUUGAACACUGUAGUGUAGUUUGAGAAGUAGGUUAGAGUUAUGGCAAACCAAUCUAGCACAAAAUGGAUAACGAGUUGUGUACCUGAUAAUGUAGGUUAGGUUACCUGGUGCCUGUCUAGUCGCACUAUUUUGUCAGAGCAGAUAUAGACCUAUGAGGAGUUUUUUGUUGUAUAACCUGUCUUAAUAAUGGAAACAAGAGUAUACUGCUCAGAUGGGCACAGUAGACAACUUUGAGGCCUACUGCCUUCAGUAGACAACUUUGAGGCCUACUGCCUUUCAGAUAACUCUUACACUGUAAAUGAAACUACCAUGUAAGCUAACCUGAACAAGGAAAUCUUCAGCAUUUCAUGUUUAAUUUUUUUGCAAAAUUACUGUAUUAGUACUAUAUAGUAUAUGGGGCACUGGUAUUAUUAUUAAGGUAAUUGUUGAAUCCACCCUGUAGGACUUUCUUUUUCCAUGUAACUGCAUCCUAUUUCCAUGAAAUUGCAUCCUAUCAUUGUACAGGUAUCUGCUAACAUGGUUGUAUAAUUUUUAUAUGGGAAAACAUUGGAACAUAUUAAUGAAAGCAGCUGUUGUAUGUAACCCAAGACCUCAAGGUAAUGUAAUUGAUAACCUUGUCCUACAGGGCCUAAACAUGAAAGUGUUCUCCACAUCCUUUCCUUUUACAGCCUGUAGAGAGGACAUAGGGCAUUACCCAUCACUGACAUCAAAUUAACAGUCUACCUAAAUUAAAAAAAAAAACAUAUGUUAAGUUUUGAUUGGGAAUGUUUUACCUAGAUAUAUCAUAUGAUAGCUUACUUUGUUUUGUUGAAAGAAAUGUUAAUAUUUUAUUUCUAAAUGUGCUGAACUUAGAAAUAUAUCCAGUACUGUAGAUGUUAUUAAUCUCGUAUAUAAAGUUUUUAUGUUAAAGGAAAAUGUGUUCUUUGUCAGCCCUAUCUCCUCUAAGCAUGAUGUAUACUAUAUACAUGUAACAUAUCUUUGCUGCAUGCCAUUUUCAAAGGUUUGUGGUAAUUUGAAACCCAGCGUGAUGACAAGGUUCUCACUAACUCGUGGUCAUUUCCAUGCAUCCUCCCUUGCACGUGAUGAAGAGAUAACUAUGUGUUGAUUUUACCGUGAUUAAUGUCAAGAUGCUUGCUGCUGAUUAUGUGGUGCUGAAUGAGUUUGAUUUUGUGUGAGUGAACCCACGAUAUGUGGGAUGUGAGUGAAUGAAGUAUCCCUCUCCAGACAAUUAUCAGUUUUAAUCUGGAAUCUAAAGAAUUGGACCCGGAAAGUCACUCGCUUUACUCUUCCAGCCUCACAUGUUUACUGUUAGUCAGUUGCAGAUCAAUCAUCUGUGAUAUGAAUUCAGGUUUUACAGGUUUAAUAUAUGUCCAUAUUAAAAAAUUAUAAAAAAUACAAAAUAAAAAGUAAAAAUCUAAAAAAAAAGGGACAAAAUGAUAAUACUUCAAGCAGAAGACAAAACAGUGGUGAAGUGACAAAAUCAGUAGCUUUUGAUGUUGUGUUGCGAAAUGACCACAUUUUUAAGUGUAAACUAAAUACCAUGGAUAUUUUAGGUGGUAAGCAUGAUAUGUAUCAUCAUAACACACAUUUACUAUAUCCAUUGAGUGAAUAUCAGCCUAUUAAAUAGCUGAAAGUUACAUUAAGGAUUACCACAUAUAUAUAAUGUCUUACAAGAAGGCUCUGAUUCUGUGGAAGCCUUUUGAAUACUAGAAUAAAAACUGUAUGUGCUAUCUUUUGACUUUUAAGAAAAUUUGAAUCCUUAAAAAAAUUGUAGGUACAAAGUUGGUGCUGAAUAGUUUCAAUUUAGUGAUGCCAAAUUUAGUGAUAUCAUUGGUAGGUUUCCUCUCUGCUAUCAAAUGAUUUCAUCCUCAAAUUACAAACCCUGACUGAAUGUUGUGGCUAAACAAACAUGUCAGUCAAGAAUAAAAGUUAUACCCAUCUUGGAUCUGAAUGUCACUAAUAUUUUCAAUAUGCUGCUGUUUCUAUAUUUUCCACACAAUAUCUACAAUGCUAUUUCUGAAAUAUGUGCUGUAUAUAUAAACAUUAUUUUUGUAUUGCUUUCACUUCUUCAGAGCCUCUUGAAAAUUUAAAUAUCCAGUAUAUUAAUAAUAAAGUAGAACUGAACCAACAAUGUUGGCUUGGCUUGGGUCAUUUACGACCAAUUAGUUGUUAACGUCUCAGUAUUGUAAACGACUGAUUCCUUUAACAGGAUAUUUUCUCUUCACAAUGAGGUGAUCACUAUAUGAUAUACAGAGGGUCUUGACUUACAAGUUGCAAUCAUCCACACUUACAUACGAGGUCAAAAAUGACAAUAUUGAGAAAAAAUUAAUGAAUGGUGAUUGAAUUUACAAAUGUUAUCAUUUCCUGUAGGAUAACAAGUUCAGGGUUACAAACGACUGAUUUGCAAGUUGAAGCACCGAGGAUGCAACUUUUUCAUAAGUCUGAGACCCCUUGUACUGUUGUUUUAUAGCUAUUAUGAAUAGAAAUAAAAAAUUUGUUAUUUUUUGUUAACUUUGUGUGGUGACCUCAGCUUCCUCAGCUUCACUGCUCUCAUCUCAAAGGCCCAUGGUAGAAUUAGCCUUUCCAAGUUAUGAUUUCACUUGUCAAUUCAAUUAUGUUGUUUACACAGGGACAAUAGUGCACAUAAUUUGUACAUUAUAUUUCAAUAUGUAAAUCAAUUGAUAAGUCACAAUUCAGUGACUGGAACAAUUCACAACUAACCCACUUUUUGGAGGAGAAACUUUAGAAGAAUUUUCCAUUCAUCCUGGGCAAUUAUCAGUCUUAAAUUAUAAUGGUCCAGGAUGGACAAAAACAUAGUCCAAAGUUUCCUCUCCAAACUUUUGGUUAACUGUGAAGUGAUUUAGUAUACAGUACAGUAUUACAUACACUUGUCUUUGUUUAUCCAUCAGGAGCUACAUAUUUUUCAAAAUAUAGGAAUUUUACCCUCUGCAAAACUGAUACAAAGCUACCGUUUUAUAGAUAAUAUGUAAAGUGCAUCUUUCUAUACUUUGGAUGUCUUGUUUUUCCUGGAAAUUUUCUGACCUUGACAAAGUAACCUCUUUAAUGAAUUUCCAAGACUUCCACUGCUCAGAAAUGUUAAAAUAUUUUAGGGGCUUCUGAAAUAUUAAAAAAAAAUAAUAAUAAAAUAAAAUAAACAUCCCAUGGUGGCUUGCUGUCACUGGUUAAUCCAGUAGGCAAUUAUAUGCUCCAAAAUAAUAGGCUGUGUGGAAUCAGUAUUCCACUUAGCAUGAGUAUGUAUAUGGAAGUGUAGAUAAAAUAUAAUUAGACAUUAAUACAGUAUAGGAUAAACAAAAGUAGUAGUAAAACAGCAUUCAGUGAAAGAGCAAAGAGAAUUUUAAACAUUGUUUUAGAUUUUUUUUUUUCUGAAACAUGCUCAUGAUGGCAGCCCAGAAGCUCAAAAAGCAUUUAAUACUAAUAAUGUCUUAGGACAAGGGAUUGAAAGAUUAGCCAAUUCCUGUACUUUCACAUGAUAGCCUAGAGUAUUGCAUAGCUCACUGGUGAAAGUAUUUGACUUGACUGCAUGCUCCCAGGUUUGAUUCCUUGGCACAGAGAAACAUAUAGGCCAGUUUCCUUAUACCCCUUAUGCCUCUGCCCACCUAGCAGUAAAAAUUAAUACCUGUGUGUUAGCUGACUUAUAGGUCUCAUCCAGGGGGAAAAAAGAAAGCUUUAAAAAACUCUAGCCCUUCUGGAAUGUUAUAUCUUGUGUAAGAAAACUGAAGAAUCUGCUGGAAAUAUUAGAAAAACAUGACAGCCAAAGCCUUCAACAACAUAGGUGUUAUUUUAAUAUCUUAGAACAAACAGAUGAGAAUUCAAGUUCACUGACAUGUAAUUUUUUUUAACAAAUACACUACCUGUACAUCAGUGAAGUGCUGUUCCUGAGACUUUCCUCUGACCAAAAAAAAUUCUAAAGCCUGGCCAGUUUCUGUAGCUUCUUUUCAAUCCACAUUCUUAACUUCUAACUAAUAAUAUGAGAUUUAAGCAUAGAUUAAGACAACUGGCAACUAAGGAUAAAUGCUAGAAUUUUUUGCUUAAUUAUUUAUUGGCUCUUCAAGACAAGUAAAUACUGUAUAAAAUACUGUUGACUGUUUUAUUUCCAUUAUGCUGAUGUACAAAAAAAUGUAAAAGAAAUUCUUAUAUAACAAUUACCAUAAUGUGAAAAAUUACUACUUUUAAGUUUCAAAAUAAACAUACAUAAUGAAAAAAAUGAAAAA
Messenger RNA from Cherax quadricarinatus, 17367 nucleotides. The record is from RefSeq and is a predicted model, not a curated record. Lineage: Eukaryota; Metazoa; Arthropoda; Malacostraca; Decapoda; Parastacidae.